UUUCAGUGCGUGAUCGGCGCUCAGACUUGCAACUUGUUGCCCCGGGAAGUUGAAAGACGGACAGACAGCGCGAUAGUGCCAAAGUCGGGCGAUUAUAAAUCGGUAUAUUAGUAGUUGUUCGCGGCGCAACAAUAAAUAAUCAGCUCGUGUGGCGAUAAGGAUAGGUUCCACAGCCUAUAAAGUUGCCCUGCUAUAUAAGGAAAACGCUCCCCACCAUGCAGCCAGUUCUGGAAGCGAGCACUUACACGCUGCUCAGGAUGGCGUUCCUCUGGCAGCUGAUCUCGGCGGCGAUCUAUCUGGUGGGCCUCCUCUGUGUGGCCACCUUCCUGUACGACAACCUGAAGUCCCUGGUCAGCAUCGUCAAGGCCGUUCUGGAGCCCUACUUCCAGCCGCAGUUGCCGAAGACCUUGGUGGAGAAGUACGGACAAUGGGCAGUGGUGACUGGAGCCACCGAUGGCAUUGGAAAGGAAUACGCCAGGGAGCUGGCCCGUCAGGGUCUCAACUUGGUGCUCAUCUCGCGGACGAAGGAGAAGCUGAUUGCCGUCACCAAUGAGAUUGAGAGCCAGUACAAGGUGAAGACCAAGUGGAUUGCUGUGGAUUUCGCCAAGGGCCGCGAGGUAUACGAUCAGAUCGAGAAAGAACUGGCGGGUAUUGACGUUGGCAUUUUGGUUAACAAUGUGGGCAUGAUGUACGAGCACCCCGAGACCCUUGACAAGGUGUCGGAGGAUCUGCUGUGGGACCUGCUCACCGUCAACAUGGGAUCGGUGACCAUGCUCACCCGCAAGCUCCUGCCCAACAUGAUUGGCCGCCGAAGGGGAGCCAUCGUCAACCUGGGAUCCUCCUCGGAACUCCAGCCCCUGCCCAACAUGACCGUCUAUGCGGCCAGCAAGAAGUUUAUCACCUACUUCUCCAAGGGCCUGGAACUGGAGCUGGCCGAGCACAAUAUCCAUGUGCAGCUGGUGAUGCCCAACUUUGUGGUGACCAAAAUGAACGCCUAUGCCGAUCGGGUGAUGCAGGGAGGUCUGCUUUUCCCCAACGCCUACACCUAUGCCCGCUCCGCCGUCUUUACACUGGGAAAAACGAGCGAGACGAACGGUUUCUGGACUCAUGGGAUUCAGUACGCCGUAAUGAAGCUGGCUCCCUUGCCGAUUCGCACAUUUGUGGGCCACCAACUUUUCAAGCGGCUGAGAAUCGAGGCCCUCGAGCAGAAGCAAAAGAAACUGAAGCUUAUUUAACUUGUUAGGCUAGGUUAGGUUUAAUGUAAAUAUUUGGUUCUUAGUCUUAAGGCUUAAGCUAUUAACUCGAAAAACAAAGCCAUGAAAAAAAUAAAAAUAUGAAACAAAAGAUAAA
Drosophila biarmipes is the source of this 1350-nucleotide messenger RNA. RefSeq names its product hydroxysteroid dehydrogenase-like protein 1. Gene Ontology annotation, cellular component: endoplasmic reticulum. The coding region runs from base 216 to 1235 and encodes 339 amino acids. NCBI's taxonomy places the organism in Eukaryota, Metazoa, Arthropoda, Insecta, Diptera, Drosophilidae. The transcript is spliced from 5 exons. Gene Ontology annotation, molecular function: oxidoreductase activity. The record is from RefSeq and is a predicted model, not a curated record.